ACAGCCCUCUUCAACUUUACGAGCCUCCUGCUCGUCAUCCUCCUCCUAAUUUGCACCUGCGCCUACGUGCACCAACUCUUCCCCGCCAUCCUCGACCGGAACAAGACAGGUAUCACGGGCAUUUUCUGGAAGUGCGCGCGCAUAGGCGAGCGGCUGAGCCCCUACAUGAGUCUGUGUUGCGGCGUCAUGGCGGUGAGUGAGAGGUCACCUAGUUGA
Messenger RNA from Parathielavia appendiculata, 216 nucleotides. RefSeq names its product DUF1242-domain-containing protein. The transcript is spliced from 3 exons. The annotation marks the transcript as partial. The record is from RefSeq and is a predicted model, not a curated record. Lineage: Eukaryota; Fungi; Ascomycota; Sordariomycetes; Sordariales; Chaetomiaceae. Gene Ontology annotation, biological process: protein secretion; intracellular transport.